This is a messenger RNA of Manis javanica (Malayan pangolin), 9308 nucleotides long. RefSeq names its product APC regulator of WNT signaling pathway 2 (gene APC2). Gene Ontology annotation, cellular component: beta-catenin destruction complex; catenin complex; cytoplasmic microtubule. The record is from RefSeq and is a predicted model, not a curated record. Gene Ontology annotation, biological process: pattern specification process; negative regulation of canonical Wnt signaling pathway; cell migration. Lineage: Eukaryota; Metazoa; Chordata; Mammalia; Pholidota; Manidae. Gene Ontology annotation, molecular function: beta-catenin binding; microtubule binding; gamma-catenin binding.
CGCAGGCGCAGCGCGUCCCGGCCGUCGCCCCCAGGCUAGCGGCUGAGGGCGGGGCGCGGGCUGGUCCGGACUCCGCGGCUCCAUGGGGCUCCUGGGGCUGCUGAGCCUGCUGCACUCUGCCUUCUUCGGGGACCAGGCACUGCAGGAGCUGAAGAUGAUGAGUUCCGUGGCGCCCUACAAGCAGCUGGUGCGGCAGGUGGAGGCCUUGAAGGCCGAGAACAGUCACCUGAGGCGGGAGCUGCGGGACAACUCGAGCCACCUGUCCAAACUGGAGACAGAGACAUCUGGCAUGAAGGAAGUCCUCAAGCGCCUACAGAGCAAGCUGGAGCAGGAGGCCCGAGUGCUGGGGUCCUUGGGGCAGACCGAGGUGCUGGAGCAGCUGAAAGCCCUGCAGAUGGACAUCGCCAGCCUGUAUAACCUCAAGUUCCAGCCGCCCGCCCUGGAACCUGAGCCCGCUGCCCGGACCCCUGAGGAGAGCCCAGUACACAGUUCCGGGCCCUCCAAGGAUAGCUUUGGGGAGCUGAGCCGGGCCACCAUCCGGCUGCUGGAGGAGCUGGACCGGGAACGGUGCUUCCUGUUGAACGAGAUCGAGAAGGAGGAGAAGGAGAAGCUCUGGUACUACUCGCAGCUCCAGGGCCUGUCCAAGCGCCUGGACGAGCUUCCCCACGUGGAGACGCAGUUCUCGAUGCAGAUGGACCUGAUCCGGCAGCAGCUGGAGUUCGAGGCCCAGCACAUCCGCUCGCUGAUGGAGGAGCGCUUCGGCACGUCGGACGAGAUGGUGCAGCGCGCGCAGAUCCGCGCCUCGCGCCUGGAGCAGAUCGACAAGGAGCUGCUGUCAGCGCAGGACCGGGUGCAGCAGACGGAACCACAGGCCCUGCUGGCGGUGAAGUCGGUGCCGGUGGAGGAAGACCCCGAGACUGAAGUCCCCACGCACCCUGAGGAUGGCGCCCCACAGCCAGGCAACAGCAAGGUGGAGGUGGUCUUCUGGUUGCUGUCCAUGCUGGCGACGCGCGACCAGGAGGACACCGCGCGCACGCUGCUCGCCAUGUCCAGCUCGCCGGAGAGCUGCGUGGCCAUGCGCCGCUCGGGAUGUCUGCCGCUGCUCUUGCAGAUCCUGCACGGCGUGGAGGCGGGCGCUGGGGGUCGCGGCGGGACUCCCGGGGCGCCUGGGGCCAAGGACGCGCGCAUGCGCGCCAACGCGGCGCUGCACAACAUCGUCUUCUCACAGCCGGACCAGGGCCUGGCGCGCAAGGAGAUGCGGGUCCUGCAUGUGCUGGAGCAGAUCCGCGCCUACUGCGAGACCUGCUGGGACUGGCUGCAGGCGCAGGACGGCGGGCCAGAGGGAGGCGGCGCCCCGGUCCCCAUCGAGCCACAGAUCUGCCAGGCCACCUGUGCUGUGAUGAAGCUGUCCUUUGAUGAGGAAUACCGCCGCGCCAUGAACGAGCUGGGCGGGCUGCAGGCCGUGGCAGAGCUGCUGCAGGUUGACUAUGAGAUGCACAAGAUGACCCAGGACCCACUCAACCUUGCCCUGCGCCGAUACGCUGGCAUGACCCUCACCAACCUCACCUUCGGGGAUGUCGCCAACAAGGCCACACUGUGUGCCCACCGGGGCUGCAUGGAGGCCAUUGUGGCCCAGCUGGCUUCCGAGAGCGAGGAGCUCCACCAGGUGGUGUCCAGCAUUUUACGUAACCUGUCCUGGAGGGCCGACAUCCACAGCAAGAAGGUGCUCAGGGAGGUGGGCAGCAUGGCCGCCCUGAUGCAGUGUGUCCUGCGGGCCUCCAAGGAGUCCACGCUGAAGAGCGUGCUCAGCGCCCUGUGGAACCUCUCGGCACACAGCACAGAGAACAAGGCGGCCAUCUGCCAGGUGGAUGGCGCGCUGGGCUUCCUGGUGAGCACGCUGACCUACAAGUGUCAGAGCAACUCGCUGGCCAUCAUUGAGAGUGGGGGCGGCAUCCUGCGUAAUGUGUCCAGCCUCAUCGCCACCCGCGAGGACUACAGGCAGGUGCUGCGCGACCAUAACUGCUUGCAGACGCUGCUGCAGCACCUGACGUCCCACAGCCUGACCAUUGUGAGCAACGCCUGCGGCACUCUCUGGAACCUGUCUGCCCGCAGCACGCGAGACCAGGAGCUGCUCUGGGACCUGGGCGCAGUGGGCAUGCUCCGCAACCUGGUGCACUCCCGCCACAAGAUGAUUGCCAUGGGCAGUGCCGCUGCCCUGCGCAACCUGCUGGCCCACCGGCCCACCAAGUACCAGGCAGCAGCCACCGCCGUCUCCCCCGGCGCCUGCGCACCCAGCCUGUAUGUGCGGAAGCAGCGCGCACUGGAGGCCGAGCUGGACACGCGGCACCUGGUCCAGGCGCUCGACCGCCUGGGGAAGCAGGGUCCUCCUGAGGCUGAGGCCGAGUCCGAGUCCGAGGCUGCCUCCAAGAAGCCGCUGCCCCCACUGCGGCUCCUGGACGGGCUGGCCCAGGACUAUGCCUCGGACUCAGGCUGCUUUGAUGAUGACGAUGCACCCUCCCUGGCCGCUGCGGCUUCCGCCGCUGAGCCUGCCAGCCCAGCUGUGCUGUCCCUCUUCCUGGGCAGCUCCUUCCUGCAGGGGCAGGCACUGGGCCGCACCCCACCCACCUGCCUCGGUGGCCCAGAGGUGGAGAAGGAGCCCGGUGGAGAGGCAGCUGUGGCGGCCAGGGCCAAGGCCAAGCUAGCGCUGGCAGUGGCACGAAUAGACAGGCUGGUGGAGGACAUCUCGGCCCUGCACACAUCAUCCGAUGACAGCUUCAGCCUCAGCUCAGGGGACCCAGGGCAGGAGGUGCCACGGGAGGGCCGUGCUCAGUCCUGCUCGCCCUGCCGGGGGCCCGAGGGUGGGCGGCGGGAGGCGGGCAACUGUGCCCACCCGCUGCUGCGGCUCAAGGCAGCCCACGCCAGCCUCUCCAAUGACAGUCUCAACAGCGGCAGUGCCAGUGACGGGCGCUGCUCCCAGGACCCCACACGGCCCCGCCCACUGGCUGUGCUUGCAGAGCACCACGAAGGGCCUCUGAGAGGGCAGGCGCGGCCCCACCUGCUUGACCUCAACCUGCCAAGUGUCCAGGUUGAUCUGGCGGCCAGAGACGCGGUGGCCGACGCCCACGUGCGCACCAUCAAGCUGUCACCCAGCUACCAACAUGUGCCACUGCUUGAGGGCAGUGCCAGGGCGGGUGCAGGGCUACUGGGCCCUGGGACACGGAAGCAGGCCUGGCUGCCUGCAGAGGGCCUGAGCAAGGUUCCCGAGAAGCUGGUGGUGGGGGCGCCACCUCUCUGCAUGUCCCACUGCAGCUCCCUGUCCUCCCUGUCCUCGGCUGGCCGCCCGGGCCCCAGUGAGGCUGGGGACCUGGAUGACAGUGACACUUCCCUGGAGGGGCUGGAGGAGGCAGGCCCCAGUGAGGCAGAGCUGGAUGGGGCCUGGCGCAGGCCUGGGGCCGCUUCCCUGCCUGUGGCCAUCCCGGCGCCCCGGCGAGGCCGGGGCCUGGGGGUGGAGGAUGCCACGCCGUCCAGCUCAUCAGAGAACUGUGUGCAGGAAACCCCGCUGGUGCUGAGCCGCUGCAGCUCGGUGAGCUCCCUGGGCAGCUUCGAGAGCCCCUCCAUUGCCAGCUCCAUCCCCAGCGAGCCCUGCAGUGGGCUAGGCAGCGGCACAGUGAGCCCCAGCGAGCUGCCCGACAGCCCUGGGCAGACCAUGCCACCGAGCCGCAGCAAGACACCGCCGCUGGUCCCCGCGCCAUCCUGCGAGCGUGACACCACACAGUUCAGUCUGCAGUGGGAGAGCUACGUGAAGCGCUUCCUGGACAUCGCCGACUGCCGGGAGCGCUGCCGGUUGCCAUCAGAGCCGGACGCGGGCAGCGUGCGCUUCACAGUGGAGAAGCCCGACGAGAACUUCUCGUGUGCCUCGAGCCUUAGCGCGCUGGCGCUGCACGAGCACUACGUGCAGAAGGACGUGGAGCUGCGGCUGCUGCCCCCCACCUGCCUGGAGCGCAGCCAAGGCCCCAGCCAGCACGUGGCCGGGCACCUCCGGUGGGACGAGGCUGGGAGUCGCCCUGAGGGGCUGCCGGCCGCUAAUCAGGAGUUGGGGCUGCUGCGUGAGUGCCUGGGCGUGGCCAUGCCCACCCGGCUCCGCAAGGUGGCCUCAGCGCUGGCGCCCGGCCGUGGCACGCUGCCUGUGUACAUGCUGGUGCCUGCGGCCCGGGAGGGUGAUCCCAGCGCUGACUCGGCUGAGGGCACGCCGGUUGACUUCUCCAGCACCACCUCGCUCAGUGACGAGACACUGCAGGGACGGCCCCAGGACCUGCCCGGAGGGCGUGCAGACAGGCACAAGCCCACAGGCCACGCCGCCCCUGCCAGGCAGGCCACUGGACACGGGCAGAGGGCAGGAGGCACAGGCCGGAGCACAGGGCAGGCCUGGGGGGCAGGCAGGGGCCGGGCAGCGCUGGAACUACCUCUCCGCCAGUCCCCCAGCACCUGCGUGGACAGGGACAGCGCCCGCAUGGGCCGAGCACGAGGGGACGGGGCGCUGCAGUCACUGUGCCUCACGACGCCCACAGAGGAGGCCGUGUACUGCUUCUAUGACAACGAUUCUGAAGAAGAGCCCCCGGAGGCGGUGGCGGCAGCCCCCAGGCGGGCGUCCGGGAUCCCCCGUGCGGUGAAGAGGGAGCGCCCAGCCGCGGCCAGCAGGAAGGAGGUGCAGUCCGCACCCAAGGCCGUGCCGCCCACCCGGGCCCAGCCCAGCCUGAUCGCCGACGAGACACCACCGUGCUUUUCCCUCAGCUCCUCCGCCAGCUCCCUCAGCGAGCCCGAGCCCCCCAAGUCUGCGGCAGGCCGGCCCCAAGCCCGCGAGCCAGCGGUCCCCAGGGACCUGGGCAGCGGGCGUGACAGCUCCCAAGGCCCGCGGGCCGAGGCCGAGCUGCUGCGGCACCGCAUCACAGCUGCGCCCAGGCGCCGGCCCCAGGCAUCAGCCCCACGGCACCGCAAGCCCCCAGCUGCCCAGCCAGACAAAAGGCCCGCGGAGGGGCCCCAGGAGCACAGCAGCGAGGCCGCAGGCUCAGACCGCGCCUCGGACCUGGACAGUGUGGAGUGGCGUGCCAUCCAGGAGGGCGCCAACUCCAUCGUCGCGUGGCUGCACCAGGCAGCGGCAGCCACAAGCAAGGCCUCGUCUGAGUCGGAUUCCAUCCCAUCCAUGUCGGGGCCCUCUGCGGGCUCCCCCCAGCAGCCUGCCCCGCUCAGGAAGGGGAGACGGCCAAGGCCAGAGGGCCGGGCAGGGAGCGCCGUGCGGCUGGAGAGACGGGGCCCUGCCCUGGCCCAGCGUGGCGGCAGCAGCCGGCCGCGCUCUCCCGGUGGCUCUGAGAAGCCGCGUGGCGCUCCGAAGACCAAGUCUGGAAUGCCAGCUGUGCUCCGGGGGCGGACAGUGAUCUACAUGCCAAGCCCAGCGACCCGGGCUCAGCCCAGAGGCACCCCCAGUCCCCGUGCAGCCCCGAGGAGGAUGGGACCCCUGAGCCCCCCACAGCCAGCAGCCCCCUCCAAAGUGCUGGGCCCCGGACAGCAGCGGUCCCGAAGCCUACACCGGCUGGGCAAGACCUCGGAGCUGACAGCGCCCAUCCCGCCCCAGAGGAGUGCCACGCCACCCGCCCGCCUCACCAAGACUCCCUCGUCCAGCUCCUCCCAGACCUCCCCAGCCUCUCAGUCCCUGCCCGGGAGGUCACCCCCUGCCACCCAGGCUUCAGGGCCCCUGCCUGGCCCUGGGGCUUCUCAGGUGCCCAGGGUCCCUGCGCGGGCCCUGCUGGCCAAGCAGCACAAGACGCAGAAGUCGCCAGUUCGGAUCCCAUUUAUGCAGAGGCCCGCCCAGCGGGGGCCACCAGCCCUGGCCAGGGCAGUCCCAGAGCCAGGCCCCAGGGGCCGGGCAGGGGCUGAGGGGUGUCCAGGUGUCCGGGGAGGCCGCCUGGGCCUGGUGCGCAUGGCCUCUGCCCGCUCCAGUGGUAGCGAGUCCUCUGACCGCUCAGGUUUCCGGCGGCAGCUGACCUUUAUCAAGGAGUCCCACGGCCUGCUGCGCCGGCGCUCAGAGCUGUCAGCUGUGGAGGCCACGAGCUCCGCCUCCCAGGGUGGGUCGCCCCGCCGAGGCCGGCCCGUGCUGCCUGCCGUCUUCCUCUGCUCCUCGCGCUGUGAUGAGCUGCGGGCAGACCCCCAGAAGGCCCCGGCCCCCCAGCGGUCUCCCGUGUCCAGACCCAGUCCCAGCGAGCGGCUGCCCCGGCGCACCAGCUCUGAGAGCCCGUCCCGCCUGCCCGUCCGCACGCCAGCUGGUCAGCCUGAGACGGUCAAGCGUUACGCCUCCCUGCCUCACAUCAGCGUGGCCCGCAGGUCCGACAGUGCCACCCCCAGACCCACAGCUGACAGCACCCGCCGAGGCAGCGAUGGGGAGGCCCGCCCACUGCCCAGGGUAGCCACACUGGGCACCACGUGGCGCCGCAUCCGGGAUGAGGAUGUUCCCCACAUUCUGCGGAGCACGCUGCCCCCCACUGCCCUGCCACUGAUGAGUGCUUCGCCAGAGGGGGUCACCGGAAACUCCCCUCAGCGCAAGACCAGUGAUGCUGUAGUCCAGACGGAGGACUUCAUGGCCACCAAGACCAAUUCCAGCACAUCCCCCAGCCUAGAGAGCAGGGAGCCCCCCCAGGCUCCAGUCGGUGGCCUCACACCCCUCCUCGGCAGCGCUGUGGACGGGCCUGGGCCCGCCAAGGCACCCUCGUCUGCCCACGAGAGCCCAGGGGUGGCUGCUGGGGGCUUCCCCACAAGCCGGCAUGGCUCCCCCAGCCGCUCAGCCCGCGUCCCCCCCUUCAACUAUGUGCCCAGCCCCAUGGUGGCAGCAGCCACUGCCUCGGCCGUGGAGAAGGCCACUACUCCAACCCCUGUCAGCCUCCUGGAAUAGUGGCCCAGCCUCCUCCUGCAUUCUCUCCCCACUGGCCAGUCCGGCUGCCCCGAGGGUGGUACCAGGGCCACCGGCCCACCGGAACCCCAGCCCUUGGAGCCCCCACCCAGCCUGCAUCGGCCUUACAUCUCAUGCGUAGACGCUUGCUUCUGUGCUGUGGGGAGCCCGGAAGGAAAUGGGGCUGCAGGCUGGACCUCAAGUCUGGCCAGGGAGCGUACGCAAGGGUGCCGGGUCCCAGCAUGGCCCAUACGCAGAGACCACCCUCCUGGCUCUGCCACCCCAGCUGUGCCCAACAGGGCUGGGGCCUCAGCACAACCUUCCCACGUCAGGAGCCGCAGGGAGGUGACAGCACCGGCCUGGGCUGGGGGACAGGACUGGCAGGGUGGCGCCCUGGAGGGCCUGCCCCUGGGGGCCCAGGCAUCUGCAGGGCUGGGACCAAGCCUAUAACCACAGCGGCUGAGUAACUUGUUGACACGGCUUGCUUGCUGGGUCUGCCUUCUCAGACUCUCGACCCAGCUAGGGGAGCGCGGGAGAGGGUGUGGCACAGCCCGGCAGGAAGACAGCCCUGACCCCAGACAGCAACAUUUCAGGAGCCUGGGGCACCCGCGGCUGGUGGAGGGGACGCUUUCAGAAUAGGCUGGAGUAAACAGACGCAGUGCGGAUGACCAGCAUCUGAUGGAGACACCAAGGAUGCAGUGGGUGGGCUGACGCAGGCCUGUGUCCAUGUCCCCACUGCUGGCUGUGGGAGGUGCUGGCCGCCAGCUGGGGUUGGGGCCCCAUGGAGGUGGCUGUGGUGGGCGAGGAGCGGCAGGAAGGAGGCUGAGGAUGGCAGGGAAGUGCCCCUCUGGGAACUCCAGGGACUGGAACACGGCUGAGGUGUGGUGACGCCCCUGGCAUGCUGCCCUGCUAAGGGUUGCUCCCUCUCAAUGUCACCUCCUUUGGGUGACAACAUACUGGGGCCAUGGGCUCAGCUGGCAGGGCCUCCUCCCCUUCAGGACAGCACAGCUGGUACGGGGGUAGAGCUGCUACCUGGCCUUUGGAAGGAAGUGCAGGCUGCACCCUGGGACCGCAGCUGCGGGGCUGAGGCCAGGCCGGCGCCAAGAUGCUAGCCACCAGGUGCUAGAGUGCACACCAGGCUGCUGGGGACUGCGGGUGGGUGCUCAGGCCCUGCCCCAGACAUGCCCUCCUGCAGGAGGACCCAGUCCCCUCUCCUGGGGACCGUUGCCCUGGAAAGUAGCUUCUUGGAUCUACUGUCCCAGCUGUGCACAGAGCCGGUCCGAGGGCAGGGGAGCAAUGCCUCUGAGGAGACCUGUAGCACUCUGAGCCGAGGGCCCUUCCCUGCGCGGGGGGUGGGGGAUGCACGGCCAAGGCCCAGCCACAGCAUUCUGACUCGAGCCCCCACCACACUGCUGCCUUCGACGACCUGUCCUGCUGCGUCACGCACCCCCAGAUGCCUCGCCUGAGGGCCCACAGCGGGAGGAGCGGUGGCAGUGAGAGCUGAGCAGGACCAGGCGAACGGCUACCCGCAGCUGACCCCGCAGACAGCCAGGCGGCUCUCGGACGAACCUCGGAAACCGUGGGCCCCUGUCCAAUUCGGGCUGCCAGAUGUCGUCCAGUCGCACUGGCCACAGGCCAGCCUUCCCCAGAAAUGGCCUGUGGGAGGGGACAGGCCCGGCAGUGCAGGCUCCCGCACACCGUGAGAACCCGGGCAGUGCCAUGCCUCUGCCUCAGUUUCCCCAUGUGGGCCGUGGGGAGAACUCCCAGAGCAGCCUCUCAGGAGAGAGGCCUGGUACUGCCAGAGAGCCGGAUGGCCCCGCCCCGGCCAGCAUGCCAGGAGGCUGUGCGCAUCCACAUCCGGUGGCCACUGGUGCCUCCUCCAUCCCUGUGCAGGGGGCACAGCUGCACCUCAUGAUCUAGCCCAGGUGGGCGGCUAUCCGCCCUGGGUGGGCCUGCUUCCUGGAGGCGGCGGCAACCAGUGGACAAUCAGUCUGAGACAGGAGCCAGCCCAGGGGACACACAGCAACCCCCUCUGCCUCCAGACCCAGCUCGAGGGCCCAUGACCUUGGUCUGGGCAGAUGGGCAUGGCCGGCAGCUGGGUGAGGAAUUCAGGGACAGGCUGGCCAGCACAGCAUUACCUCAGCCCGUGACCCCGCCUGUUAGCUGGCCGCCAGCCCACCCCACAUCCCAUGCCUGGUCGUCUCGGCCCACCCCACUCCACCCCGUGUCGCCAGCCUGGGUCUCGGCCACACUGCAGGGCACAUGUAAAUAUUUGGUCCUGCCCGCCCCCUGAAUGCACUGUCGUCUGGCAAAAGGAAACCGCGGAGCCGGGUGUCUCACGCACACCUUUAAUAAACAGCUGUUGAAUCAC